AUGGAAGUCGACACCUUGUCAAUAAUUCUACUUUUUUUGAUAGUUUUUUUCACGUACCUAUCAAUCCGUGAGGCACCAAAUUCUGACGUUCAUCCCUUGUUACUUACCUCUCAAUCUGACGCUGCAAAAGUGCGCUAUCCUGGUGAAACAGCUGUGUAUAGGUCUAAUAACUCUCAACAUGGAAUGCAAUUAUUGACUAUUCCAGAAAAUGACGUUAAGACUAUUAUUCAAUUGUUUCAACACGGAUUGAAUGAAGGAAAUGACUGUUUGGGUUUCAGAGAUGCUAACGGCACGUAUACUUGGCAAUCAUAUCGCCAAGUAUUUGAGAGAAUAACAAAUUUUGGAUCGGGCUUGAUUAAAUUUACUGGCUUAACUCCUAAAUCACAAGAUAAGUUCGGUAUUUUCAUGAAAAAUUGUCCAGUAGCACUGCCUAGUAUUCAUCCUCGUGUCAACGAUGUCAUCAAUCAGAUUAAUCUUACCGAAAUUAGUGCCAUCGUGGCAUCCAAAGAUACUUUGUCCGUUGUAUUUUCAGCGGCGCCUUCCUGUAGAGCGUUAAAAUACGUCAUAAUGACGGAAUCUAGUUUGUCCAAAGAUCAGAAUGAAAAAGCUGAGACAUUAGGAUUAACUCUUACGACAUUCAAAGAUAUCGAAAAAUUAGGUUCCACUUCUAAACUGGAAUGCGUCGCUGCUGCACCGGAGGAUACGGCGACCAUUGUUUUUACAAGUGGAACUACUUCAGGAGGACCGAAGGGAGUCGAACUAAAACAUUCUAACCUCGUAGCAAAUGUUGCUGGAAUUCUUUCUGCCAUUCAUGCUACUCAGAAAAUAAAACCUUCGGAUAGACAUCUAUCAUAUUUGCCUCUCGCAUAUAUGUUUGAAAGAAUUACGGUCAUGGUGUUAUUAUUUUCGGGCGCAUCGAUCGCGUUUUAUAGUGGAAAUAUUUCUACCAUUCUACAAGAUGCAGAGGAAGUUAAGCCAACUAUUUUCACCAGGUAUAUUGUUCGUCAGUUUGAUUUUUAUAAAAUUAAUAUUUUGAAAUCCUUAGAAAACAAAUGGUUUUUUAAAAAAGGAUUCAAUUCUAAAUAUAAAUAUUUAAAAAAGGGAAAUCUCGUUACAAAUUCAAUAUGGGAUAUUUUAGUUUUUAAUCAAGUGAAGGCCAAAUUUGGAGGCCAAGUUCGCGUUAUCGUUACUGGAUCUGGUCCAAUUACGCAAACCAUACUCGAUUUUUUUCGAAUUACUGUCGGAUGUCAAGUCAUUCAAGCUUAUGGCCUUACGCAAUGCAGUGGCUCAGUAACGAUGAAUGCGUUUUAUGAUUACUAUUCAAUUGAUCAAAAUGGCCAUGACUCACAAACGGGCGGUCCACUUGCUUGCAAUGAAAUCAAAUUAAUAAAUUACGAGGAGAGAGGUUACACCGUCGAAGAUGUACCUAAUCCCAGAGGCGAGUAG
Cetraspora pellucida is the source of this 1446-nucleotide messenger RNA. NCBI's taxonomy places the organism in Eukaryota, Fungi, Glomeromycota, Glomeromycetes, Diversisporales, Gigasporaceae. The record is from the annotation of a GenBank genome assembly.